AUGGAUACAACAAAGAGCAUUGAAGAUGUUGUUAAUGUUGAUGUAGAGGCUGCAAAAGAACUUCUUGGUUUAGGUCACCGCUAUUUAGAUGUAAGGACCAAUGAAGAGUUCAACAAGAGCCACAUUGACAAAGCAGUGAACGUUCCUUACAUGUUCCUCACACAAGAAGGGAGGGUGAAAAAUGAAGAGUUUUUGUCCCAGGUUUCAACAGUGUACCAACAGGAGGAUCCUCUAAUUGUGGGAUGUAACAGUGGAGGAAGAGCUAGCCGCGCUUGUGUUGAUCUUCUUAAUGCGGGGUUCAAGAAUGUUAAGAACUUGAAAGAUGGUUACUCUGCAUGGCUCGAUGAUGAAUUUAAAGGAGAUAAAUCAGUAGAGCAGUUUAAAACUGCAUGUAAAUUUCGUCCUUGA
Fraxinus pennsylvanica is the source of this 408-nucleotide messenger RNA. NCBI's taxonomy places the organism in Eukaryota, Viridiplantae, Streptophyta, Magnoliopsida, Lamiales, Oleaceae. The record is from the annotation of a GenBank genome assembly.